UAAUAAAUCUGUGGUAAUAAAUGUGAUGUUUUGUUUUGUGGUUUUAUUAAAUAAAUAAUAUUAACUCUCACUCAUAAUGGGGCUCGAUGAUGGACAAUUGGAAUUGAACAGUCCAAACGGGACAUAUUAUUCGGGCCAGACAGUUCAAGGAAAGCUGAUAAUUCAACAAGACAAGGUUAAAAUUUUUCGCGGCAUAUACGUGAAAUUAAAAGGCUUCUGCUAUGUACAUUGGACCACAAGACGCUCGAAAACAGUGAACGGCAAAAAAGAAUAUCGUACUAUAAACCAUAGUGCACAUGAGGAAUAUAUCAAUUACAAGGUCUACUUGGUUGGUGGUGAAUCAGGGGAGCGCUCAACUGGACCAGGCAGGUAUGAAUAUCCGUUCCACUUCCGUCUGCCUGACAACUGUCCAGCGUCAUUUGAAGGACAGUACGGUCACAUCCGGUAUGAGAUCAAGGCAGUGGUGGACGGUGCCCUCCAGUUGGACCAGGAGAAGAAGAUUGCUGUUAGAGUUGUGGCUCCUGUGGAUCUCAAUUUGGAUCCUUAUUGUAGAGAGCCCAUAGAGAUACAGAUGGAAGAGAUCUACCGCUGCUGCUGCAUCAGUUCAGGAGCCUGUGACGUGUCGGUCAACCUGCCCGUGUCGGGCUACUGUCCUGGGCAGGUCAUCCCUGUCGAGCUGGUCUGCAACAACAGGGGCAGGGUGCAGAUUAACGACAUCAAGCUCUGCCUUAUGAAGAACGUGACAUACAUAUCGAUAAAUCCGAACGCGACCGCAGAGAACGGGCGACAGCCCAGUCGAUAUAAGUGUAUGGACAGAGUGGUGGAGAUCAAGAAGGGGCCCAUACCUGGCAACACCAACCGCAACUGGACCGUAGAGAUGGAGGUGCCUGCCAUGGACGUGUAUGAUUUAUCUGGAUGCCAGUAUAUCAAACUGGAGUACGCAUUCAAAGUUAUCAUUAACCCCAAAGGAUGCCACACUGACACUGAAGACUUCCGUAGGAUCGUAAUAGGGACCAUCCCACUCGUGGGAUACCAGGAUAACAUACGGAACCCACUGCAAGAUCAACUGCCCCUAUCAAUGCCUGAAAAAUCUUCCUACCCACCUACGACCAACACAUACCCCGAGGAUAACCCACCUUUCCCAAACCCAGGACCGUAUCCCGGAAGUUCGCCGUUCCCUCCCGCCAAUUCUUACCCAAAUAGUGACAAACCAAAUGCAUCAUAUCCUCAAUCAAGUUCACCAUACCCUCCUAACAGCUCAUCGUACCCCUCUGCAAAUCCAUCGUACCCUAAUGUAACUCCUUACAUGGAUAAUCCUCCGCCUUACCCUGGUAAUUUAACUGAUCCUGGAUCCAAUCCAACUUACCCUAGUGAAAAGUCACCUUUCCUUGAUGCAAAUUUGCGUAACCCUGGUGCAAAGGUGGAUCCCGGAUCAAAUUCGCCAGGUGGUGGAUCUGGAAUGAAUUUGCCUCUUUUGCCACCUAAUAAUCCUGUUUCGCCGCGACCUGUGAGCCCGUACGCCGCUGCCAGCGCGCCCGCACUCCACUCGCCCGACAUCGCAGAAAAAGAUUAA
Maniola jurtina (meadow brown) is the source of this 1573-nucleotide messenger RNA. RefSeq names its product arrestin domain-containing protein 17-like. NCBI's taxonomy places the organism in Eukaryota, Metazoa, Arthropoda, Insecta, Lepidoptera, Nymphalidae. Gene Ontology annotation, cellular component: cytoplasm. The record is from RefSeq and is a predicted model, not a curated record. Gene Ontology annotation, biological process: protein transport. The transcript is spliced from 7 exons. Bases 77 to 1573 code for a protein of 498 amino acids.